ACCGUUUCACAAAAGCAUCGUAAAUCUUACGUAGUACGUAACUGCGACGUAAGUAGUUCGUAGCAAAAUUUCGGCGUUUCACGAAAGCGUCUUAAUUCACGUUGCGUCGUAAGUUACGUCGUAACUCUACGUCAUCUCGGAGGUGACGUAAAAUUACUUCUCAGCGUUAGUUUAUCAAAAUGGCGGCGUUCAUGAGGGUUGUUGAUGAGCAAGUGCGACGGGAUUUGAGGCGGCAGCGCAUUUUUAGGGACAGACAGAAUCCCCUUGACGCCUACGACGACCUUGAAAUCAUUCAGCGAUAUAGAUUAGACAGGCAAUCCAUCAUCUCGAUCAUCGAUUUGAUUAAAGACCGCUUAGAGAGGCCCACCCAGCGAUCGGUCAGCCUUCCUGUAUCUCUACAAGUCUUCGCAACUUUGCGCUUCCUUGGUUCUGGCACCCAGCAGAGACUGAUUGGGGACACGCUAGGAAUUUCUAAGUCCUCCGUUUGCAGGUCCAUCGAAGAUGUAACAAAUGCCUUGAGUGCAUCACUGCAAAACAUCAAGUUUCCAACCAGUGACAUUGACGUUACCAGGACGAAGGUGGAUUUCCACUCCAUCGCCGGAUUUCCCAAUGUGCUAGGAGCCAUCGACGGGACCCACAUC
Messenger RNA from Magallana angulata, 641 nucleotides. RefSeq names its product putative nuclease HARBI1. The record is from RefSeq and is a predicted model, not a curated record. The annotation marks the transcript as partial. The transcript is spliced from 2 exons. NCBI's taxonomy places the organism in Eukaryota, Metazoa, Mollusca, Bivalvia, Ostreida, Ostreidae.